Molecule: messenger RNA, 4341 nt
Organism: Prorocentrum cordatum
Lineage: Eukaryota; Dinophyceae; Prorocentrales; Prorocentraceae
Source: the annotation of a GenBank genome assembly
AUGGCCAUGGUCCCUCAGGGGCUCCCCGACCUGCUGAAGACGGUCCGCCAGGGGGACAAGCUGUACUGCCUGUACAGCCUGGAGGACCGGCUGUUCCACGAGAUGCUUCUGUGCGGCCACGUGGACGGCUCACGGUGGGUGGUGGCGACGCCUGAUGCCGACGUGUACGUUGAAGACUUCGCCGACGAGGAUCACGUGGAGAUCCACCGAGCUGGCCCGCGAGGAGGAGCCCCGCCGCAGCUGCGCAAGAAGAUGCUGUACCGCUUCGACCUGGACGAGCAGGCUCUGGCCGCCCUCCUGGACGAGGGGGCGCAGCUGGCGGAGUCCGAGCGCCGCGAGGCCGGCCGCGACUCAGUGGCGAUGGCGCCUGGGGUGGUCCGCCGGCUCCGUGGGAAGCAGCACGCACUCCCUGCGAUGGCGGACGGUGGCACGGACACGCCGCGUGGUUCCGAGGUCGGCCUGGCUGCUGGCGCAUCGGAGCCGCCGCGGCCACCGCCGAGCCACGCUCCCCCGCCCCGGGCGGGCGCCGGCGGAGGGCCCCUGCCGCCGGUGCAGCUGGACGACAGCUGGGUCGCCCUGGAGUCGCGGCUGGGUUUCAGGCGGGGCUCUCCAGUGGACGUGACGUUCGCCACCGUCUACGCUCUGGACGAUCGCGCCUUGGCCUCGUUCCCAGAGGGGGUCAUCACGCUUGGACGAGCGGGGGCCCUCUCCGACGAAGUGCCGCCCUCGCCGCGAGACGCCCAGGAGGACGUACUGGACGAGCGUAUCCUGCGGUACCGGAGGAGCGGCACUGGCCAGCGGCGUCGCGCCUUCGCGGAGGUCGUGGCUGAGCAGCGCGAGGUGCUCAGUACUCAGGGAAGCGGGCCCGUCCAGCGACACUAUUGGUGGCGACAGAUCCUGGGGUUGGCUGCGGCCGACCCCGGGGUCGACGAGCAUUUGUUCCUGUGCGAGCUGAUCCAGACGGCCUCCACGGCCGACCAGCUCAACCUCCCGGGCUGCGAGGCGUUCGAGCUGGCGGCCAGGCGCUUCCAGCUUUGGGAGGAGGUGUACUCUGAGGCACUGCGCCAGGUCGAGGUCGCGGGCACCGCGGGGGCCACUCCCGACUCGGACGGCUGGCUGGACGAGCGCAGGAUCUUCCUCGGGGGCACCCGCCCCAAGGGGCAUGCUCUCGCGUCGCCGUCCCUGGAGAAGCACGUGGCGGAGAGGAUGCAGGAGGAGAGCGCCAUCCUGAAGGAGCGGCGCAAGGGCAGAGAGGAGCGCCGCAUGGCACGCGGUGUGAGCAGCAGCGGCGCCGACGUCGCACCAGGAGUCUCGGACACUGGCGUGGCGCGCGACGUCCUGCCGCCCCCGCUGGGCGCGACGCUCGACGAGCUGCUGCAUGGGGUUGCCGCCGUGCGGCGCCUCGCGCAGCUCUACGGCAGGGUGGGGCCGCCGCCAUCCGACAUGACUCCCCUGGGGGCGUGGCAGACGCUCCAGGCUUCGCGGAACGGCUAUGCAGACGUCAUGGCCGAAGGUGCUUCGACAACCUACAGGAAGGGGGCCAUGGCGCUCCCGCGGGCUGCGGCAGGGCGAGUUCGGCUUGUUGACGUGCUGCCGCCGCACCUGCAGUCUCUCCUGUCUGAUUCGUCGCAGAUGUUACGAGAGCCUGAGGCUCGCAAUUUUGCUUUGGGUGAGGCCCCCAGGGUCUGUGCCAUGGACCCAGUGCUGCAGCGGCACGGCUACCAGUUCGGCGAGUGCCUCUCCGAGCUGCUCUCCGCGGGCAUCAUCGAGCGCGCGGCCGAGGGCAGCAUCAUCGAGCGUGCUGGCAUCUUUUUCGUCCCAAAGAAGGACUCGUCGUUACGGCUGAUCUUCGACACCCGGAGGUCCAAUGCCCAUUUCCAGGACCCGCCCUACACACUGCUCGCGAGCGGGGAGGCCCUGGCGAACUUGGAGGUUGACGCCGCUGAGGGGGUCGCUGUGGCCUCUGGCGACGUCGAGUGCUGCUUCUACCAGUACGAGCUGCCAGCGUGGGCACGUGCCUUCUUCGGUUUGCCAGCGGUCCAAGCACGUUUUUUGGAUCCAGCGGCCCGUCAGCAGCUCGGGGUUUCUGAUCUUUCGGAGAUGAUCCAUUUCGUUGCCAGAGUGGUCCCCAUGGGCUGGUCGUGGGCCGCGCACCUCAUUCAGGAGGCCCACGCGCACGUCCUGAGCACCAUCAGCUCGGAGGCGCCCUGGAUCGCUGACAAGGUGCCCACGCCGGCGCUCGGGGCUCAAUGUUCCACCGCCAAGAUGCUGUAUAUGGACAACGUCGCAGUCUUUACUUCAGGCAACGGCGACCCCACCCUGGAGGUGGAGCGCAUGUUGGCCGCGCUCAGUGCGCGGGGCAUUCAGGCCUCCUUCGACCGCGCUGAUGGGGACCUGCACACCCUGCUCGGCUUCGUGCUGCACAAGCCCUCAGCCACUUGGCGUCUUUCGCACAGCAAGUUUUGGCGGCUGAAGUUCAGCCUCGAUUUUGUGCUCACGCCUGGACGCCUCGUCACGGGGCGCGAGCUCGAGAGGCUGAUGGGCCAUAUCACCGCUGCCGUCAUGCUGCAGCGGCACAUGCUCUCGCUCUUCCAUGCGAUCUAUAAGUUCUGCAGGCGCUCGCGUGACAAGCGGCAGCCACUCUGGUCAUCGGUGAGGCGGGAGCUCUCCUGGUUCAGAGCGCUACUUCCUUGCGUGACAGUCUCGCUCAUUCGGCGAAUUGGCAGCCUCUCUGAGCGCAGCCGCUUUAGAGGGGUCCUGACUGCCGACUACGCCCCCAGGGACACGCUGGUCGAGCAGCAGCUCCUGCACGCCUCGGCUGCCGACGUCACCGCGGAGGGCACCUUGACGCACUUCGAGGAGGUGCCUGCAGCGCGACUCUUGGCCGACCCUUGGGCGUUCGCGGCCGCGCGCCGCUGGCGGCGGGCCGCGGCCUUCCAUGUCCUGGAGGCUGAGGGAGCGCGCUGGGCUGUGCGGCGCCUUGCUCGCAAUUCGCAGCUGCACGGACAUCGGCACCUCAUCCUGGGUGACAAUCUCGGGGUGGCAUGCGCAUGUGAAAAGGGCAGAGCGGCACACUUUGCUCUCAAUGUCGUCUGUCGGGAGAUCUGCGCCAUCUCAAUCGCCUCCGGGAUGCAGCUCAGGUUCAGGUGGAUCCCAUCAGAGCUCAACCCUGGAGACGCUCCCUCUCGCAGGUUCAUGCCAGGGAGCACAACCAUGCCAGUGACGGCCUACUGGGUCAACCCCGUCUACGGCAAGCGCGCCCGCGAUGCAGCGGAGCCCAGGCCGGCGCCGACCACCCGGCGCGCCUCCGGCUCGCGCGGCGGGCACGGGCUACCAGGCCCUUCGGGCUCCCGCCGGGGCUGGACAUCCCCAGCGCCGCUGAGCGACAGGCCCGCAGAGGUCUGUGCGCGACGGGCACGGCUGUGUCCGCGGCUCUCGCGACUGGCAGCUCGUCGGGUGCGACACGCCACCGAGCUCUCGUACCUGCGGGCGCUGACCAUGCUCUUGGGCAGGCUACGGCUGCUGGCGCUGCCGAGCUGGACCUCCGCGCAGUGGGACGAGACGCUGGUGGACUACUCCGAGUGGGCCUUCGACCGCGGCAUGGGCCGGGAGGCGUUCUCGCGCACCCUCUGUGCCGUGGCUUGGGGAGAGCCCGCGCUGGGAGGUCCCGUGCGGCGCCUCUUUCCCGCGGCGCACGCGUCGCUGUCAGGCUGGACGCGCCUCCAGCCGGGACAUUCCCGCCCGCCAUUGCCGCGGGCGCUCGCCCUCGCGAUGGCUGCCGUGCUGGUCUCGAUGGGCAAGCCGGCCGCGACCUUGCUGGCCAAGCAGCUGCUACCAGGCAGGUGCAACGAGGUCGGGGUGCUUCAGCACCCGCUCCUGAUCCUGCAUCCAGAGGAGCUCGCUACCAGCUCCAAGACGGGCGAGUUCGACUCCACAAUUGCGUUCGACCUGCCUCGACAUCACUGGAUUGGGCGUGCUGCCGUGCGGCUGCAACGGCUUCGACGCGAGGACGAACUCCUGUUUCAGAUCUCGCACCCUCAGCUCCUGUCCGACUUCCACGCUGCCUGUCAGUACCUCAAGCUCGAAGGUUUGGGCUUCUCGCCGCACUGCCUGAGGCACGGCGGCGCGACUCACGACCGCGCCGCAGGUUGCCGUUCACUGCUGGAGGUUCAGGGGCGAGGAAUGUGGAGGGCGGCGUCAUCUGUUCGGAGGUACGACAAGGCCGGGCGACUGGCGCUGGUCAUGCGGAACCUCAGCCACGCCCAGAGGAGAGGCUGCGAGGUCUGGGCGGCAGCCGCCCCGCGGCUCUUCGACAACGCCUACGUGCUGCCCUCCGCGCCG